AUGUUGAAGGCUUCCAACCUCUCUCGCUGGCAGUUCAUCCAGGAAUUCUCCAUUCCUCCUCUGGUGGCAGUGCCCAGACUCGCUAGCGCCCUGCUUCCAAUUUUUGGCCUGCUCUACGUGCUCAUCUUUGCGCUUGCAGUGGUGGGAAACGGGGCGGUGCUGGUUCUCUUAUGUCGCAGGAAGGCUCUGCAGUCUCCCAGCACCUUCUUCAUUUGCUCUCUGGCACUCAGUGACCUCCUGAUAUCCAUAGUGUGUGUUCCUGCCACACUGCUGCAGCACUUCUUCACCAACUGGUUGGCAGGAGAUUUUCUGUGCAAGUUAAUACCAUUCCUACAAGUGACGGCCAUCGGGACCAGCAUGCUCACCAUGACGUGUAUUGCUGUAGAGCGUUUCCAAGGAAUCCUUUAUCCCCUGCAUGUCCGCAACAGCUACUUUCUUUGUCAUGCCUUCAAGAUGCUGGUGGCUGUGUGGUUGGUUGCCCUCGUAACCGCGGCUCCCAUGUGGUUUGUUCAGAAAGUGGAGACUUUAGUCUGUUCUCUGAACACAGGUCAGCUGGACCUUGAUCUUGACUCCGAGUUUCUCCUAGUCAGCAUGGUUCAGAUCCUGGGAUUCAGCAACUCGGUGUGUAACCCGCUGGUUUAUGCUGCCCUCAACACCACCUUCAAAAGUGACCUGCUGGCUCUGCUCACCCGAGGAUGUUCGGGUGCAAGAGGUUGCUGCUGUAGCUCGUGUUCCUGUUGGUCCUGGAGGAGUCACAGACGAGUGGGCAUCUCAGCAGUGGAAUCAGUGGAACCCAGACGGGGCCUGGAGACAACAUUUAGACAGGGAGGGAUCAGAUCGUGUAGUAAACCAGCAUGGGAUGCUGAACCAGAGAGGCCUACGUCUAACAUGUUUCCCCCCAUGAACCUUCUCAGUGCCAUCAGGCCCAAAAAGACCUCCAGUACCAUGAUACUAAGUGUUAUUGACCCUCCACACACAAACAGCACAUCUGGCUCUGACCGGCCUCUCACAGGGAUACCUGAUAAUGAUGAGUGUGUGCAGCCUCUUGCCUCAGGGAAUGUGGAUUCUGUCUCCAUGGAUGGGCCCAAAGUCUACUGGAAGUUCUUGGAGUCUGCAGGUACCUGCAGAGGCCUUUGGAAUUGCCCAGCUGAGUGCGGGCGACACACUCCAUAA
This is a messenger RNA of Sinocyclocheilus grahami, 1173 nucleotides long. Its product is annotated as pyroglutamylated RFamide peptide receptor-like. Gene Ontology annotation, biological process: G protein-coupled receptor signaling pathway. The transcript is spliced from 6 exons. The coding region runs from base 1 to 1173 and encodes 390 amino acids. NCBI's taxonomy places the organism in Eukaryota, Metazoa, Chordata, Actinopteri, Cypriniformes, Cyprinidae. The record is from RefSeq and is a predicted model, not a curated record. Gene Ontology annotation, cellular component: plasma membrane. Gene Ontology annotation, molecular function: G protein-coupled peptide receptor activity.